CUUCAAGAAAGAAAGAGUUCGAAGAUAACUUAAAGAACAAUGAAGAAUCUUGCACUGUUGUGUUUCAUUUUGGUAGCUUCAGCCUGUGUGCUUGGUACGUAUGAUAUGAAUUAAUUUACCUCCCUAAUUGAUUGUAGCGUUUCAAUCAACUUGGAAAUAUUUUUGAAUGAAGCUAUUCUGAGUGUUUCGACAUCGCAUCAUGCAUGCAGCUGAAAAGUUGGCUGACCGGGGUGGGUUUCCAGCCAGCGACUUUUCUAUUACAGUAUACUCUAUACAGACUGAGAAAGGAGGUCAAGUCGUCAUGUGGAAUAAGCGAUAUUCUGCAAAUGUUUGAUCAAGUUCCCUAAUCUGUUCCUUUUAAAUGAACAUUUGCAUGUAAACCAAAUAUUAAUUUUGGACUCCCAUGCAAUUACUGACACUUAUCUAGCUGGAAUCACUUCAACUUAAUAUAAUUUCUUUCAUUCUUUAUUUUGCAACAAAAGUUGCUCGCGCUGAUGAAGAGACACCAGCUGUCGACGCUCCCAAGAUGGAGGAUCAGCCAGAGACUGCUGACGUGAUGGCUGACGAAGAACAAACGGAGGCUGACAAGGCUGAAACGGAAAACGACGAAGUCGAUACUGAAAACGACGAAGAAGAUACGGAUGCUGAUGAUGCGCAAGAAGAUGAAGAGGUCGAAGAAGAUGAAGGUAGGCGACCAUUUCUGAUUUUGUGCACGUGGUGGCUUGAUAAGUAGUUUUUCAGAAUUCAAUUUGAGGCGAAAGAGAUGUCAAUAAGAACAAAUUUCUUUCUUAACUUUGCAUAAUCCUUCCCAUCAAUAACUAAGAAUGGCAUUAGCAACACAACACACAUCAGUGUCUUCACGACUUCAAUAUCUCUCAGAUCUGUAGUGCUUUUGAAAAUCUAUCAAAUCAGCAUAAAAAAUAUGACUGAGCUAUCCCGAAUAAUUAAUAUUUAACAUUAACAUUUAUUCGCCGAAGACGAGAUGAUUAUCAUGAAAUAUUCAGCGAGACCAACACGAGGUGAAUAUACCCCGAUAAUCACCGAGACUGAUGCGAAUAAUUGUUUUAGUAUUUUUGCACAAGUCUAUUGUGAUUUUUUGGACAGAAUUUAUUUUAAUUAUGCUUAUUUCUUUAUCAGUAGCCUCCAUUUUGUAAAUUUCAGUUUUGUUAUAUUCACCUGCACGUGAAUAUUACAGCUUAAUACGUCGAAUUUGACCAAUCAACUUGCACGAUUUGUAAUCAUAUUCACUUGUACAAAAAUAGUAAAUAUAUAUUUGAAAUAUCAGUAUUUCUUGGCAUCUCAUUCGAUUUAACUCAUUGUUGAAUAAUUAAUCAUUUCCCAAUCAAGCAUGCAGAGGAUUGGAUCUACUUGAUGUUUGAAGGAAGUUUGGAAAAAACAUGUUUUAGUGAGCGAGCUAAAUAUAUACCAAAAAUUGCCUCAUUAUAAGGCUGCACAAAUAACUUUAGGAAUGUAGAAAUACGUCCUAGAUGCCAUAUUCAGCAUCAGGGACGCCGGAAAGUCGAUAAUUGGCGGGCAGAUAUUCACAUAUUCGUGUUUACAGACUGUAAAAGCAAUCGCUUUCAAAGGAAAUAAAUGAUGCAGAACAUGAAUAUAUGAAUAUCUGCCUCCCCCCCCCCCAUUCUCGACUUUCCGGCGUCCCUGUUCAGCAUAUUGUUUAUUUUUUCGUCCCUCCAAACAAGCAACUAGACUCAGUCCUCUGCUCGAUUGUGAAAGGAAAAAUUGAAAUCUUUUAACACUAGUUCAAUUGAGCGACAUGCAUAAACAUGCUCAAACUUUAUAAGCAUCUAUCUUACCAUAGCCUCACGUUAGCUUAAUAUACUAUAUAAGGACUUGCGGUUAGAGUGGACUACUAGACUGCGCAUGUAGCUCAGUUUAUUAGCUAGAGCGCUGCAGCGAAACAGUGUGUUACAGGUUAUUUUUAGUUAAAGGACCUGCAUGCAAUCUUGGUUCAGUCUAAAGAAGUGUAUAAAAGUUACACUCGAAAUUUCCAUUUGCAAAUUUUCCAACAUUCCAUAUAUUUUGUUUAACAUAUUUAACAUCAUUUUCCUUUCUUUUGAUAAGACAUUCCACAAAUAAGAUUGCUAGAACAGCAAAAUAUAGACAAUAUAUUUAUCUGGUUCUAUAUAUAAGUUCCACAUCAUUUAUUUACUGACGAAUUUAAAUAACAAACAUCCUCCUUUCUUUAGAAGAAACCACCGACAUCGCAGAUGACGAGCCCGAGAAACGAGGUCAGUGUCGUUCCACAGUUAUCAUACAAUAAUUCUAAAUGCAUUUUCUGAAUUUAGUUCCAUUUUUUUGAAAUGUUUAUAAAAAGAAUUUGUAACCCGUACGGUGUAGAGAAAAUUUCCGAUUUUUCAGUGCGCUAUUAUAGAUAUUGAAUUUGUUAACAAAACUUGCAGCUUUGCUCCAAAAAUAUGCGUUUGACAGAUCUUUGAUACGUCUUUUGUUCUCAUUCAUAAGUCCUACUAACAUGCAGGAUGUUUCAACUAAAUUUUAUUCCAGAACAAACUUUUCUAAUUAUAUCUGAAACAAAUAAAUUAGACAUAAAUUUGUCAGUUUACUUUAAACUUCUCCUUGUCUGUAUAUAUAUACUAGUUUUGUAUUGAAUAAGUCGUGAUUAAAAUAAGCAUUACGUAAUAAGCAUUACAUACAAAUUACCUACAAUGUGAUUUUGUAUAUUCAGGAUGGGUAUGCAGACGAUACAGGAAAGGUAAACUUCGGUGCAAGGCUUGUGGAUGCAGACGUAUAUGCAAACCAAAAUUUUGCAUUCGACGUGUCUGCAAACGAGUCAGAUGUACCAGGAAAGUAUGCCGUAUUGUGAUCAGAUUCAAAAUCGUCAGAUACAAAUACCGCAACCCUUAUUACAAAGGAUAUGGAAGUCUCUACUUGUGGAAGACCAAAAAGGUUCCAUACAAAGUUCGUAUUUGCAAAAAUGUGCCAAGUUUCUGCACCAAAUGUUACAACCAACGUUACAAUUGCGGUCGUGUUUGCAGGAAUGUGUGCAAAUACAGAAAGGUAAGCGAUAAAUAAAUAAAUAUUGAGACAUUUUUUAUGCUUGUGAUGUUACUCUGAGUGUAUAUCCACACCAGGAAAGCUUGAAAAAUAUGCCUAACCACGGUGGGAAUCUAACCUACGACCUUUGGAAUACUUGCCCAAUGCUCUGCCAACUGAGCUACGCGAUCUGGUCGGUUCGAGUAUGUGAUAUUUAUUCCACAUGACACCAUAACUCUACUAGGUUGGCUAUUUCUAUUUGGACUCGGUAGUUCAUUGGUUAGAGAGUUUUUUGCAUAGUCGCAAGUUUGAUCCCUUGACAAUUUCAUUUCGACAACCACUAUUCUCACAUCUUCAAUACGAAUCUCAUUAGCUAAUGGCAAACUCAAAUGCGUCUGAUUGGUCAACAAUAUUGCGGUAGUGGAAAUCAAAUCUGAAUCACCAUAUUAUCUUAAAAAAUUCUAGAAUGAUGUUUGUGAUGUUAUCUGAGUGUAAAUCCACCCCUGACAAGCUUGUAAAUAUGCCUGGCCACGGUGGGAGUCGAACCUAUCCUUCGUCAUAGGUUCGAUUCCCACCGUGGACAGGCAUAUUUUUUAUGUUUGUCCGGUGUGGAUAUACACUCAAAGUAACAUCACAAACAUCAUAUUCACCUGAGUACAUAACACCAACACAGAAAAAUCAGUUCUAGAAUCAAUUAACUAAUUACCAUGUUAGAUGGGCAAAAUGAUUUUCAGGGUACCAAAGAGAUGGCUUAUAAAUGUCUUUCCAUCUGAACUAAAACUUUUCGAAUAGAUUUGCAAAUGAUUUGAUGGUUCUUUUCAUAAGAAAUAUUGUGGCGACAAAAAUGGCGUAGGGGAUUCUUCGAAAUGUUUUAACUGCCCAAAAUUAUAAAACUACAAAAUUUCUACAAGCGUUCGUUUGAAAUAUACAUUAUUUUAAAGCUGGUUCAAGAGAAAUAUAGUUAAUGCACAAAACUUUGCCUCUAUCUCUAUUUAAUCAAGUCGGUAAAGGCAUUUGACAUUAAACCAACUACACGUACUAGACACCGUCGUUUAAACAUUUAUACCAUUGCCUUCAAAUAUAUCUGAGUGAAUGGCUUCAAUUAAAUUAUUUGUUGUAUUAUUUUAUUUUAUUUUAUUUUCUAGUGCUCACUCUACGGAUAAACUCAAGCUGAUUUCCUGAAAGAAUAUCUGGUUAAGAACGGAUAGCAACCAUUGGAAAACGUCAAAUUCACUAGAAACAUAAUAUGUAGUUGUUG
This is a messenger RNA of Paramuricea clavata, 4270 nucleotides long. The record is from the annotation of a GenBank genome assembly. NCBI's taxonomy places the organism in Eukaryota, Metazoa, Cnidaria, Anthozoa, Malacalcyonacea, Plexauridae.